AUGAAGGACGGCUUUAGUAUAAUCGAAAUCACAAGUGUGAGAAAAGAUUUAGAUAGCCGUACUCCUCAUACGGAAGGAGGCUCGUGUGUGGUGGGAAUACCACGAGCAAAUCCAAGGAUGAGACCUAGAUGGAUUGGUAAACCUACCGUGGAGAUGAAGAGAGUGCUUUGGGUCUCAUCUCAUGUGCACACGUUUGAAAUCUUUUAUCUGAAUCAGAAAUGGGUCAUGGUAGAGAGAGGAAGAUGA
Molecule: messenger RNA, 246 nt
Organism: Prunus armeniaca (apricot)
Lineage: Eukaryota; Viridiplantae; Streptophyta; Magnoliopsida; Rosales; Rosaceae
Source: the annotation of a GenBank genome assembly